AGUAAAGCUCCAGCUGAUAGUAAAGCGCAGCCGAUAUAGCAUUCUGGUCCAGAGAUUUCGGAGAGGAUCCUCCAACGGUCACCUUUCGUCGUGUUUACUGAGAGACCGAGCCUGCGUUCCCAUGGCCGUUGCAUCCACAUCUCUCGCCUCGCAAAUUUCCGGUCCCAAAUCGCAGCCUUCGUACUGCCCUAGCUUCUCCGGCCUGCGCCGAUCUUGCUUCAAGCUCGACCACUCUCUCUCCCUCGCUUCCUCCACUCAAUCUCUCUUCCAGCGCGUCGAUUCGCAUCUCCGUCUCGCCUCUUCGCGGAAAGGUUGCAGAGCCGUCGUCUCCAUGGCCGGUUCCGGAAAGUUCUUUGUUGGUGGCAAUUGGAAAUGUAAUGGGUCAAAGGAAUCUAUCACUAAGCUUGUCUCUGACUUGAACAGUGCAAAAUUGGAGCCUGAUGUUGAUGUUGUUGUUGCACCUCCCUUUGUUUACAUCGACCUGGUAAAGAACUCAUUGACAGAUAGGAUUGAGAUAUCUGCUCAAAAUUCUUGGACUGGAAAGGGUGGGGCUUUCACAGGAGAAAUCAGUGUGGAACAAUUGAAAGAUAUUGGUUGCAAAUGGGUUAUUCUUGGCCAUUCUGAGCGAAGACACGUUAUUGGAGAAGAUGAUCAGUUUAUUGGGAAGAAAGCUGCUUAUGCCCUGAGCCAAGGUCUCGGAGUGAUAGCCUGCAUUGGAGAACUGUUAGAGCAGAGAGAAGGAGGAAAAACAUUUGAUGUUUGCUUUCAGCAAAUGAAAGCUUUUGCAGAUGCUGUGCCCAGUUGGGAUAACAUAGUAAUUGCAUAUGAGCCAGUAUGGGCAAUUGGAACUGGUAAAGUGGCAACGCCCCAACAAGCGCAGGAAGUACAUGUAGCUGUUCGUGAUUGGCUUAAAAAGAAUGUUUCAGCAGAAGUUGCUUCUAAGACACGUAUAAUAUAUGGAGGGUCUGUAAAUGGUGGCAACUGUGCUGAGCUUGCAAAACAAGAAGAUAUUGAUGGAUUUCUUGUCGGUGGUGCUUCGUUAAAGGGUCCUGAAUUUGCAACCAUUGUCAAUUCUGUGACUUCCAAGAAGGUUGCUGCCUGAUGAUGCACUGUGAUUUUGGCACCCCGGCAUACAUAUGGCAUUGGGAUCACGGUUUGACAAACCUCGAGCUAGAUCAGUUUCAUGGGAUUUUGAUCAUUUUGUAUUCUUUUCCCCUGCCAUUAAGUUCAAGAAAAAUAUAAAUAAACAACUUGACUUGCAUCUCUUUGCUGGUUCUGUUUCAACAAGAAUAAUAUUAAGUUCACAGAAUAAUGCCCUACUAGAUGGUGUACACGUUCAGUUGCAUAAUUUGCCAGUUCUUACUUGAGUAUGACAAUUGAAACUGCAUCCUGUUUUUGCA
Messenger RNA from Diospyros lotus (date-plum), 1400 nucleotides. Its product is annotated as triosephosphate isomerase, chloroplastic. Gene Ontology annotation, biological process: glycerol catabolic process; glycolytic process; glyceraldehyde-3-phosphate biosynthetic process. Gene Ontology annotation, molecular function: triose-phosphate isomerase activity. The record is from RefSeq and is a predicted model, not a curated record. The transcript has 9 exons. Gene Ontology annotation, cellular component: cytosol. NCBI's taxonomy places the organism in Eukaryota, Viridiplantae, Streptophyta, Magnoliopsida, Ericales, Ebenaceae. Bases 122 to 1102 code for a protein of 326 amino acids.